This is a messenger RNA of Culex quinquefasciatus (southern house mosquito), 1836 nucleotides long. RefSeq names its product glyceraldehyde-3-phosphate dehydrogenase 1. The record is from RefSeq and is a predicted model, not a curated record. Bases 148 to 1146 code for a protein of 332 amino acids. Gene Ontology annotation, molecular function: NAD binding; NADP binding; oxidoreductase activity, acting on the aldehyde or oxo group of donors, NAD or NADP as acceptor. The transcript has 2 exons. Gene Ontology annotation, biological process: glucose metabolic process. NCBI's taxonomy places the organism in Eukaryota, Metazoa, Arthropoda, Insecta, Diptera, Culicidae.
GUUCGGCUCACGUACACCAUCGCAGUCAGCGACGAUGGCGCGGUGCAUUUAACACAAAACCGUUUGCCCUUGAGUCGACACUCAGCUCUCGGAAGCCGACGUGAAUAGACGCUUUUUGCUAACGUACUCAAAACCACUCACCCCAAAAUGUCGAAGAUCGGAAUCAACGGAUUUGGCCGCAUUGGCCGUCUGGUGCUGCGUGCCGCCGUCGCCAAGGGCGGACAGGUCGUGGCCAUCAACGAUCCCUUCAUCGGCGUCGACUACAUGGUGUACCUGUUCAAGUUUGACUCGACCCACGGUCGCUUCAAGGGUGAGGUCUCCGCCCAGGACGGUUGCCUGGUUGUCAACGGCCAGAAGAUCCAGGUCUUCCAGGAGCGUGACCCGAAGGCCAUCCCGUGGGGCAAGGCUGGUGCCGAGUACGUCGUUGAGUCGACCGGUGUGUUCACCACCAUCGACAAGGCGUCCGCUCACUUGGAGGGUGGUGCCAAGAAGGUAAUCAUCUCGGCCCCGUCGGCUGAUGCCCCGAUGUUCGUCGUCGGUGUCAACCUGGACGCGUACAACCCCUCGAUGAAGGUCGUCUCGAACGCUUCCUGCACCACCAACUGCCUGGCUCCGCUGGCCAAGGUCAUCAACGACAACUUCGGAAUCCUGGAGGGUCUGAUGACCACCGUCCACGCCACCACCGCCACCCAGAAGACCGUUGACGGUCCGUCCGGCAAGCUGUGGCGUGACGGUCGUGGUGCCGCCCAGAACAUCAUCCCUGCCGCCACUGGUGCCGCCAAGGCCGUCGGCAAGGUCAUUCCAGCCCUGAACGGCAAGCUCACCGGAAUGGCUUUCCGCGUGCCAACCCCCAACGUUUCCGUCGUUGAUCUGACCUGCCGCCUGUCCAAGCCAGCCACCUACGACCAGAUCAAGCAGAAGGUCAAGGAGGCCGCCGAGGGACCGCUGAAGGGCAUCCUCGACUACACCGAGGAGGAGGUCGUCUCCACUGACUUUGUCGGUGACUGCCACUCGUCCAUCUUUGACGCCAAGGCCGGAAUCCAGCUGAGCGACACUUUCGUCAAGCUCAUCUCCUGGUACGACAACGAGUUCGGCUACUCCAACCGUGUCGUCGACCUGAUCAAGUACAUGCAGAGCAAGGACUAAAUCAGUCAACACGACAACACCUCCUUAACAAAACAAAAAAAAACAAAUUCUCAGGGCUUGAUGCCACUGAUCUGCUAAAAACAUAGACGUUGCGUAUCACACACACACACUCACACUGACAGCAACUUACAAUAUCCAACAACACCCACAACACCUCAACGAAAUUGUAAUCCUCCUGCAGGUACAGUUGCAUACCAACGCUCUACUUUACACACACUUUAAAGAAUGAAAAAACAAAAAGAAAACACACACACUAUUCUGUUUAGUUGAUAAGGUUAAUGAUAAUAAUAAAUUUAAUUGCUAAAAAGUAUAGAGCAAACAAACAAAAAAAAAUGCUGAAAAAUUUAAAUUAUACCUGUUGUGUAUUGUCAAGAAAAUGAUAUCCUAAGAAAGAUCGCUUAAGGUUAGAGAGAGACAGACAAGGAACUACCCAAUACCCUAAAAUAACAUUAUUAUUGCUAACGCGCGCAUCGUCCUCCGUCGGCCGUCCGCCUGCUGCCCUGGAUCGCGCCCAUCAUCGUCCACCACCCACUCUUUAAUGGGGCGGGGUGGGUGGCAGAGGCCGGCUCGAGGACGAACACCGGAAUCAUAAGGAACAGUAAUAAUCAUGUAUUUCAUUUUGAAAAUGAUGCAUUAUGGAAAGGAAUAAACAAUCUAGAUUGUUACUAGUCGAAUAAAGUAAAAAAAAAA